AAGAUUUUCUUGCCUGAAUAUCUGUAGUUUUUUUUUGUUGUUGUUGCAGUUUUUGGCCUGGGCUAGGUUUGAACCCACCACCUCCAGCAUAUAAGAAUGGUGCCUUACGCCUUUGAGCCACAGGUGCCACCCUACCUGUAGUUCUUUUUAAUGAGAACUAAAAGGAACAGGGCAUGUAUACUAGUUGCUAAAGAAGAGGCAUUCCCUGUGGAGAAGGGAAAGGUGGAAAGCAGGUGGAAAAAUAAGAACAGACAAUUGUCUUAGUAAUGUAGACAGGUGUCACCUCUAAUACAGGGUUUAGUACUGCUGUGCCCCAAGUAAACAGUAAGCACUUAUUGUAUGAAUAGAAAUAUUAGUGAUUAAGUUGUUACCAAUUAGUAAAUGAUUAAACCGAGAAUCAGAACAAAUGUACCACUGGUGAGCUACAAAUACAUUAGCCUAGUUUUCCUUCUUUUCCCUCGCCAAGGCAUUUUAAAUGCCACACUGAACGUUUCCAGAGAAAAGGCCUCACAAACAGGUUGGAACCGCGGGUAUUAAAUGUGCCAAGGCUGUAUUCUCAGGUACCUACGACAUCUGCACCCGGACAGUCGUAGUUUCUACAUAAAACAGCAAAGUCGGGAAGGAGGGAAGAGGGUGGGGCCUUGGUGUGUGGCACACCUUUUGGGGGCAAGACACUAUUGUAAGAGGGACUUCACCUAACAAAUGCAGUCAGUGUAACCUGGUUUCUUGUACCCUCAAUGAAUCCUCAACAAUAAAAAAAAAAAAAAGCAGAGUCUCUAGGUCCUUCAUGAAGUAGCAACGAAAAUAAUUUUAUGGUUGGGGGUCACCACAACAUGAGGAACUGUAAGGGUCGCGGCAUUAGGAAGGUUGAGAACCACUGCGAUGAUAUUACAACAGCAGCAGUGGUUAUGUUCCAGGGCUAAAUCCAGGAAAACAGUGAGCAAUGCCGGUGACUAGCAAAGUACAUGUAAACGCCAAGGUACAUGCAUGACUUAGUGACGUUAGCUUACGCCGCGUCCCAGACACUUGUAACUAAGGCCAUCUUCAUAAAGCUCUGCAACGGGCCACUCGAUUUCAGCAACGCAGACUCCGAAUAGGUUACGAGCGCUCCAGCGUCGUCUUUCUAAUUGGUCCUUUCUGCCUCCGCUCAGCCUCUAGCAACCGAGAAUUUUUUUUUUCUGGCGCAUGCGCACCACCUGCUUCCGGCCCGGGAACUACGUGUUCCGUUCUUUCUCGCCCGAGUAUACUUCCUGUCCCAUUUUCCGCGGCCUGGUUUUCUGUGUGCAAUGGCUCCCGACUCCGGUCCCUUGCCCGAAGGUCCGCUCUUGAAGUUGCUACCCUUGGACGCUAGAGACCGGGGUACCCAGCGCUGCCGCGUGGGCCCGGCCGCCCUCCGCGCCUUGGGCGCGCACUUGGGCUCGGCGGUGAAGAUCUCGCUGCCCGACGGUGGUUCCUGCCUCUGCACUGCCUGGCCUCGGCGGGACGGAGCGGACGGCUUUGUGCAGCUGGAUCCUCAGUGCGCGAGCCCCGGGGUAGCUGUGGGGGCGCCGGAGUCUCGGGGGAGUCUUAGCCUAAGCCGCCUCCUCCUGGUACCCUGCCCGCCCCUGCGGCGCCUCACGGUGUGGCCAGUGUUGCGAGAGCGGGUGGGGGCGUCCGGUGCCCCGAACCCAGCCGUGGUACUGGAGACGGCGCAGGAGCUGCUGAGGAACCGGCCGAUCUCCCUAGGCCACGUGGUGGCCGCUCCGCCGGGCACUCCUGGCCCGGUGACCGCCCUUCACAUAGUCGGCGGAUCGCCCAACCCUGAUCCUGCCGGACUGGUCACUCCUCGCACCCGCAUCGACCUUUGCGGGGAGGCUCCGUCGGAAGCUCAUCCGCUGCCCAAGGUGCCUCUGGGGGGUCUUUCGGAGGCUGCAGAUUCGCUGCGGGAGCUCCUCUGCCUGCCACUCCGCUAUCCCCGCACCCUGGCCACGCUAGGGCUAGCGGUGCCCCGCGGGGUGCUCCUGGCCGGCCCCCCCGGAGUAGGCAAGACCCAGCUGGUGCGGGCGGUGGCACAGGAGGCGGGCGCGAAGCUGCUGGCAGUAAGUGCUGCGGUUCUGCAGGGCUCUCGGCCUGGGGAGACCGAGGAGAACGUGCGACGGGUCUUCCAGCGUGCCCAGGAGCUGGCUAGUUGCGGGCCCAGCCUUCUCUUCCUGGACGAGGUGGACGCCUUAUGUCCCCGGCGGGGCGGUGCACACCGAGCCCCUGAGAGUCGCGUGGUGGCGCAGGUGUUGACGCUGCUGGAUGGCAUCAGUGGGGACCGCGAGGUAGUGGUUGUGGGAGCCACCAACAGGCCUGACGCACUAGAUCCAGCGAUGCGCAGACCCGGGAGAUUUGACCGAGAGGUUGUUAUCGGAACUCCCACACUUAAACAAAGAAAGGCUAUUCUGCAAGUGAUUACUUCAAAGAUGCCCAUCUCCAGUGGUGUUGAUUUGGGCCUUCUUGCAGAAAUGACAGUUGGCUAUGUCGGUGCUGACCUGACAGCGCUCUGUAGGGAGGCUGCCAUGCAUGCUCUCCUUUAUAGUGAGAAGAAUCAGGACAACCCUGUGAUUGAUGAAACAGACUUCCUUGAAGCUUUUAAAAAGAUUCAACCCUCAUCAUUUCGAAGUGUCAUUGGAUUGACAGACAUCAAGCCUGUUGGGUGGGAGCAGAUUGGUGGCCUUGACGAUAUAAAACUGAAGUUAAAACAGAGCAUUGAGUGGCCUCUUAAAUACCCUUGUGAAUUUGCUAGAAUGGGCCUGACACAGCCAAAGGGAAUUCUCCUCCUUGGGCCCCCUGGAUGUGCUAAAACCACUCUGGUGAGGGCCCUGGCCACAAACUGUCAUUGUUCUUUCAUUUCAGUGAGUGGAGCUGAUCUCUUUUCACCUUUUGUUGGAGAUUCAGAAAAAGUCUUGUCUCAGGUAUUUCGACAAGCAAGAGCAAAUACUCCAGCAAUUGUGUUUUUGGAUGAAAUUGAUUCUAUCUUGGGAGCUCGGUCAAUCAUCAAAACAGGAUGUGAUGUUCAAGAGAGAGUUCUUUCUGUUCUCCUCAAUGAAUUAGAUGGUGUUGGACUGAAGACAAUAGAGAGAAGAGGAAGUAAAUCAAAUCAACAGGAGAUGCAAGAAUUUUUCAGUCUAAAUGUCAUGAUUGUUGCAGCAACAAAUAGACCUGAGGUGUUAGAUGAUGCCUUGUUACGACCUGGAAGACUAGAUAAGAUUAUCUAUAUUCCACCUCCAGACCAAAAGGGCAGGCUUUCUAUUUUAAAAGUCUACACAAAAAACAUGCCAAUAGGGCCUGAUGUCUCCUUAGAAAACCUAGCAGAAGAAACUUGUUUUUUUUCUGGAGCUGAUCUUAGAAACCUCUGCAAAGAAGCUGCCUUGCUGGCUUUGCAAGAAAAUGGACUAGAAGCAACCGCAGUGACACAGGAGCACUUUCUAAUGACACUUAGGACUGUAAAACCAUCCUUAAGUCCCAAGGACUUGACUAUAUAUGAAAACUUAUUUAAGAAAGGAUUUUCUGGGUGGCGCCUGUGGCUCAGUGAGUAGGGCGCCAGCCCCAUAUACCAAGGGUGGCGGGUUCAAACCCAGCCCCGGCUGAACUGCAACCAAAAAAUAGCCGGGUAUUGUGGCAAGCGCCUGUAAUCCCAGCUGCUCGGGAGGCUGAGGCAGGAGAGUCGCGGAAGCCCAAGAGCUAGAGGUUGCUGUGAGUCCUAUGACAUCAUGGCGUUCUACCGAAGGCGGUAAAGUGAGACUCUGUCUCUACAAAAAAAAAAAAAAGAAAGGAUUUUCUGACUUAGAAAAUAUUUAAAAAUUACUUUAUACCCUUGUUCAGUUCACACUAGGUGAAAUGUGAACUUGAUUGUAGUUUGCAACUUAAUAUUUUUAGAAUUUGUGUUUCCUGUAAAUAAAAAAACUUGUGCCUCAUAAGCUAAGUCUUAUGUUAUUUCUAAAAGCUAUAUAAAAUACUGCACUAGGGCGGUGCCUGUGCCUCAGUGGGUAGGGUGUCAGCCCCAUAUACCAUGGGGUGGCGGGUUCAAACCCUGCCCUGGCCAAACUGCAACAACAAUAAAAAAAAAAGCUGGGCAUUGUGGUCAGCACCUGUAGUCCCAGCUACUCAGGAGACUGAGGCAAGAGAAUGGCCUAAGCCCAGAACUUGGAGGUUGCUGUGAACUGUGUGACGCCACGAGGAAGAAAGUGUGUAUGUGUUGAUUUUGUUUUAAGGGUAGCUGUUGUAAGUGGGUCCCUUUUGGAAGGAGGCUGCUUUUUGGUAGAUAUUUUUUUCAACAUUGAAACUUCAUACUUAAGAGAAAAGUUGUGAAAACAGUACAAAGAACCCUUACAUACUCUAAGCCAGAGUCGAUUUUUAACACUUUGCUACAUUUGCUUUCCCUUACCCUGCCCCCCACAUGAAGUAUUUCCCUGAACCAUUUGAGAACAGAUUAUGUCAUGCCCAUUUACCACCUUAGUACAUCAUUGUUUAUUUCUCACCAAUAAAGUUAUCGAAUGGCCACAGUGCAGUUACCAAAUUCAGGAAAUUUAACAUUAAUAACAGCGUUUUAACUUGGUAACAAAUUCCAUACUUACCUGGCAGGGGAGAUACCAUGAUCACGAAGGUGGUUUUCCCAGGGCGAGGCUUAUCCAUUGCACUCCGGAUGUGCUGACCCCUGCGAUUUCCCCAAAUGUGGGAAACUCGACUGCAUAAUUCGUGGUAGUGGAGGACUGCGUUUGCGCUUUCCCCUGUUUUAAAAAAAAGAAAAAGUAAAAAAAAACUUGGUAACAAAUUCCAUGCAUUGUCCCUAUAAUGUCCUGUAUAUAAUUUUUCCCAGUAUAGGAUGCAAUGGGAAAAAAUUACAAUAUUACUUGUCCUGUCUCUAGCCUUUUUUAACUUGAAACAGUCUUGACCCUGACAUUUUUGAAAAAGAUAGACCAAUUAUUGCGUUUGCUUUUUUGUCACGGUAGAUUUUCAGGUAAUGUCUCACCAAUAAUACACUACAUAGUGGUGUGUACUCAGUUACACACUUGGAGGCACAUGAUGUCAGCACAUUAUUGGAUUUUAAUUUUCAUCACUUGUUUAUUGUCAA
Messenger RNA from Nycticebus coucang (slow loris), 5095 nucleotides. RefSeq names its product spermatogenesis associated 5 like 1 (gene AFG2B). The record is from RefSeq and is a predicted model, not a curated record. The coding region runs from base 1287 to 3560 and encodes 757 amino acids. Lineage: Eukaryota; Metazoa; Chordata; Mammalia; Primates; Lorisidae. The transcript has 8 exons. Gene Ontology annotation, molecular function: ATP hydrolysis activity; ATP binding.